AUAUGACAACGUUAAUCGCCAUGUUUUUAUAGUCGACAGUUUCGAAAGAUGGAUUAUUUUUCAAUCUGUAUUUGACACGCUAAUAAGCGGCUGCUGAAAAUGAAACGGUAUGGCAAAUUUUCUAACAGACAUUUCGGAAGAGACACGGUUGAAGAUUACCUUGGUGUCAUCCAUUCUCAGCCUGAUUUGCAUUAUUCCUUCGCUCAUGCUGCUAGGUGCCGGGGCCUACAUUCAAGUUGCUGUUCAGACAAAAGCUCGCUUGAUUAAGGAUUUAGAUGCAACAGUUUUACCUUCAUGUAUAAUUACUAUAGGAUUUUUGUGCGUGUUUCACAAUUCCUUUUGUGGGGCGGUGGUGUUUUUGAGCAGGAGAAGGAAGAAGAGGGAGGGCGUCAUUAAAUUUUUGUUCCCUACAGUUAUAAUAGGCCUUGUGCUCUGUCUGGCGAUUUUCGCAGCAGGGAUUAUGUGUUUUGUACAAAUUACCCAUCUAAGCGAUUCAUUACGAAAGGGCAUAUCCACAGCAAUGAAAGAAUACAAAUCGGAUCCCGUCUUGAAACAAGAGAUGGACAUUGUGCAGAUUGAGUUCGAGUGUUGUGGAAACGAUAAGUACACAGACUGGUUUGCCGUUUCCUGGAUACAUAGUGACUACCUAGCUGCUAAAAGUGCUGUUGCAAACAACAUCAACGACGACGUGCCCUACAGCUGUUGUAAUCCCGCGUCACCACGUCCCUGUAUCAACCACGGCAUCCACGACAACAAACUUCACCAUGACUACGAUUUCCGAAUGUCGACGACACUACACAACACGGGAUGUCGUCCCGCCCUGGACAAGUUCUAUGGGUGGGGGUUGCUCACGGAUGUGGGUGCUCUCAUCGUGUGUAUUUCGCUCCUGCAGGGUGUUGCUGUUAUACUGACACGAAUCGUUCAGACAUCCAUGACUACAGCUUAUGAAAAUGGCGAUCUGUUCGGCCCAGCUACAGGAUAUAUUUUCUGGUGCAAAACCUCUGCUGAUGACGAAGGCAGGGAUGUGGCUGAACGUCUUCUCCCUGACAACGAUGACCUCACGUGGGGCUCAGAUUUCGAAGACGAUGAUCAUCAAUAUGAUGUUCCCCAGAACGAGGGAGAUAUGUCCCCGGAUGUCCAAUCAAAUGAUUCAUCGGAACAUAUUUACCACGCAAUAGAAUUCAGCCCAUCUUCACCCCGAAAGUCACAUACAACAGCAUACAACAACUCCGCGCACCUGCCAACAACUCUGUCCACUGGGGUACCAUCUUCACAUGCUCCCCCUGUCCCCAGCCGUGGGAAGCAGUAUGCGUCUCCCCCAAGGUCACGCUCCCCCAGCCCCGUCCGAGUCCCUUCAUCCCCAAGCACCCCUCUAAACUUCCUUGAUGUUUCACCACAGAACACUUCCACGAAGGCGUCGCGCCAUAGUCAUUCUCGCCUUAUACCUUCGGUCAGACAUCCCGUUCUCAACACGAUGUGAUCAGCAUCUUCAUCUUCAAGUGCAACUGUUUAAAUGUGUGAUAUUCAAAGAAACAUGUCAAUUUCUUCAACAUUUGAGGAAUGGUUCGAUACAAGGCUUUGAGGCUGGAACCGUUAGAGCACUGUAACUCCGACAAACACUGAUGUCACUCAUUGAGAUGUACAUUUAUUAAACUGUCUUAUUUGUAACUGAU
Messenger RNA from Haliotis rufescens (red abalone), 1673 nucleotides. RefSeq names its product peripherin-2. Gene Ontology annotation, cellular component: membrane. Lineage: Eukaryota; Metazoa; Mollusca; Gastropoda; Lepetellida; Haliotidae. Bases 110 to 1480 code for a protein of 456 amino acids. The transcript is spliced from 4 exons. Gene Ontology annotation, biological process: visual perception. The record is from RefSeq and is a predicted model, not a curated record.